This is a messenger RNA of Betta splendens (Siamese fighting fish), 4666 nucleotides long. RefSeq names its product phosphatidylserine synthase 2 (gene ptdss2). Gene Ontology annotation, biological process: phosphatidylserine biosynthetic process. NCBI's taxonomy places the organism in Eukaryota, Metazoa, Chordata, Actinopteri, Anabantiformes, Osphronemidae. The transcript has 12 exons. Gene Ontology annotation, molecular function: L-serine-phosphatidylethanolamine phosphatidyltransferase activity. The record is from RefSeq and is a predicted model, not a curated record. Bases 626 to 2134 code for a protein of 502 amino acids.
GAUAGCUUAAUGUAAACGGCAGCGCCAUCCCGAUAAGCUGUAGAGUUUCAGAGACGUAAAGGAUAAACCCACCGACUAUUAUAACCGUGGGGUUACGUUGGUUAAUUGUUAACAAUCUCCCAGGUAGCUUAGCAUUGUUAGCAAGGGCACAAAAUUACACAGCUACAGUUAGCUAACGCGGCUAGCGAAGCUGCGCGCGCCGUAGCGCUUCAUUGCUCAUAAUGACAUUUAAACCGCUCGAUUUCUUUUAUCGCUUAAAUGCCCAACAGUGUUUUUUUUUCGUGCGUGUUGUCACGUUGACACGUGAUUGUUUCAGUUAGCUCAUUGUGGAAUGCGCUCGCACAACUAGGCGGUGUCAGAAUAAGCGCUGGUCACUUAUGUCACCCGAUCAGCGGUGAGGCUGGAGCGGGGCGGUGUUCGGGAGUCGCCGAGGACGUGAUUUUCAGGUUUAUUCCCUCCCGCCUCGCCUCGUUAACGCUCACCCCCUCCGACCACCCCCAGCAUGCGGACAGCCACUUGGGUGGGGCUGACGCGGGCGACGGCGCGAGGGCGCGGAACCCGGGGAUAAGAGCAGAGCGCGCGAGGCACCGCUCCAAGCCCAGACGGCGGCCGCUUCGCCGAAGCCAUGACUAAACCCGAGUCCAAGAAAGGCAGCGCGGCCGCGAUCGACGCCCCCGGCAGGUGCGGCUCCGCGGCGGCAGCGUCCGCCAACGAGCAGGUCAACGGCGCGGUGGAGCCCGGCUGCCCGGAGCCGAGCCCGCCUGUUAGAGCCAGGGUGAUGAAGCAGACCUCCAGGGAGAGCCUGCACCGCAGGAACACGGAGUGCGAAGUCUACGACGACGGCACCAACACGUUCUUCUGGCGAGCCCAUACUGUGACUGUGCUGUUCAUUCUGACCUGUGCGCUGGUCUACGUCACACUGUUGGAGGAGACCCCCCAGGACACGGCCUACAACACCAAGAGGGGGAUCGUAGCCAGCAUUUUAGUUUUUCUCUGUUUUGGAGUGACACAAGCCAAAGAUGGACCUUUCACUAGACCCCAUCCAGCCUACUGGCGCUUCUGGCUAUGUGUCACUGUGGUCUAUGAACUCUUCCUCAUCUUCAUCCUUUUCCAGACGGUGCAUGAUGGGCGACAGUUCAUGAAAUACAUCGACCCCAAAUUGGGCGUCCCCCUCCCUGAGCGCGACUAUGGAGGAAACUGCCUUAUCUAUGACCCAGGCAACUCUACGGACCCUUUCCACAACAUUUGGGACAAGAUGGACGGCUUUGUUCCAGCUCAUUUCCUGGGAUGGUACAUCAAAACUCUUAUGAUACGGGAUUGGUGGAUGUGUAUGAUAAUCAGUGUCAUGUUUGAGUUUCUGGAAUACAGCCUGGAGCACCAGUUACCCAACUUCUCAGAGUGCUGGUGGGACCACUGGAUCAUGGAUGUGUUGGUGUGUAACUCACUGGGGAUCUACUGUGGCAUGAAGACGCUAGCAUGGCUCUCAAUGAAGCCCUACCAGUGGCAGGGCUUGUGGAACAUUCCUACAUACAAGGGGAAGAUAAAGCGUAUAGCAUUCCAGUUCACACCGUACAGCUGGGUGAAAUUUGAGUGGAAACCCGCUUCAAACCUGCGUCGCUGGCUUGCUGUGUUAGGCAUCAUCUUCAUGUUCCUCCUUGCAGAGCUGAACACCUUCUACCUGAAGUUUGUACUGUGGAUGCCUCCAGAACACUACCUCGUGCUGCUCCGGCUGGUCUUUUUCGUCAACGUCGGCGGCGUCGCCAUGAGGGAGAUCUACGACUUCAUGGAUCACCCGAAGUUUCACAAGAAGCUUGGCCAGCAGGCGUGGUUGGUGUCGACGAUCACGGUUACUGAAUUCCUCAUUGUGGUCAAAUAUGACCCCAACACUAUCAUGCUGCCCAUCCCUUUCUUCAUCACACAGUGCUGGUUACUAGGAAUCUUCCUCAUAUUUAUCUGGACACUGUGGCGGUUCUUCAUCCGUGACAUCACAUUACGCUACAAAGAGACCCGCCGACGCAAGCAGGAGGCCCCCGCCGCUGACCGGGACUGCUCUCAGGGCAAUGGCAGCACCGCCCCAUCUGGGCGGAGCAAGCUGAACGGCAGCUCCGAUGCGCUGCGGCACAGAAAGGUCUGAGGCCGGAGCCGGUCCGUCAGCAGCAGCGAAAGGAGAAACCAGGUUUGACGGGCAAAACGAAAAGGACGAGGGAGAGUAAUGGCACAAAAACUGUGUAGAGGGAAACAGGUGGACAUGGACGUGCUGCAGACUGUGCCUACGUUGAACAGAGGUGUGGGGUGGAAAGUGAUGUGUUCAUUCAGUGCAUUCUUGUUCUUGUCAUUACAGCGAUUUACCUCAUUCUAUUUUUAAGAACAGUUGAGGAUUUAUGUCCAGGGCAAAAUACAGUUUGUUUUUAUACAUUACUUUGGUGAGUGGUUAAAAAGAGGGGAUAAAACAAAAUAAACUGAAUCUCAGAUGUGUAGAAUAGAAGUUCGUAUACAUACGACCGUAGUUUGAGUUUAUUCAGAUGCUGGGUGUCAGGAACGUGUGCGACUCUGUAAAUAGGCUUUGUUCUGUGAUGUGCAGUUACUGAGUUGAGUAUAUGGAGGCGUAACAAUGGAUGUGGGUUACUGUCUACUGCCAUGCAACCUUCAGUUUCAACCUGAGGUUUUGGCCAAGCAGCAGUUUAACGGAAGCUCUAGUUUAUGUAUCUCGUUUAGUCACCGUCAAAAUGGUUUUGUUUGUUUCUUGCGUUCAAUUCAGUUUCCACUUGUGGGAGACACUGUCGCUUUUUCAUUUGCGCAUCAGGAUUCUCUUGAUAGCUCAGAGCUUCCACAUAUGCUCAUAACUGCUGGGGUUCAUUUUUCACAGAAGAAAACGUAGUCGGUGCCACUUUUUUUCCUCUCUGGUUUUGUUCUUGAAAAGAAUGAGUUUGUAAAAAAUAAAUUGACGUGUACCAUAUUCUAGGUAUGUGACUGUUGACAUGGACCAUAGUUGUAGAUAUUGUGUAGUUGUUUUGUUAUCACUGUUUAAUUGAUUAUGAACAAUAGACCGUGCUGCGUUUUCCUUUAGUGAAACGAAGUACUUCGAAACCUGCAGUACUAUUGAUCACAUCCAUGACAAUCACAAUGACGGAAACCUUUGUCCACCACAUGUGAACUACACACGUGGAAGCUUCUUGACUUUAACUUCAUUUGAGGCUCAGCUCAGGAGUUCGCAAGUUUAGUCGCAUUUUACCAGCAUUUUUUUUUAUUGAAUUUUAUUACAGUCUAUUGUUGGUGUCUGAAUUUGGAGAGGGAGAAUCAAAGUUGUGGUUUGGGAAGAGAACCAACUUUCCCUGCUCUUCGUUUAGAUCUUGUUUAUGCUAAAGCCAUAAAUGCCUCCCAGACUCACCUGAGCUGCUCAAACCGCUGCUGACCCUUAUUCAGAUUGAUUUAAAUGAAAGCAGGUAUAGUUACACAUUGUAAAGGAAAACAAACACUCGAAGGUCAAACUGUUGGGAACCGGUUGUACUUGUUCAAUAUCGGGGCUUGUCUCGUUCAUUUAUGUAGCACCCAAUGCCUCCAAGUCUAAAUAUGUCAAGGUGUCUUGAAUAAUUUUUGAAUGUAGAGCUUAAACUAAACAUUUAAUUUUGCAAAAUGGGAACUGACUGCUAUUUAUUUAUUCUGUAUGAAUAUAUUCAGCUGAAAAUAUUUGGAGUUUCAACUACUGGGUGGUCGAGUGAUGGAAACUUAUGACUCUUAUUGACAAAGGUCACGUUGCUUCUUAUUUUACAAAAAAAAACAUGGAGAUCUUUAAUGAACAUAAACAUUAUGUGCAGCCUUAGUCAGAGGUUCCAGAUAUUUUGAUACAACACUAAGUGGCUUUCAGAAAAUCAACUGGAUAUUAGUUUUAGACAGUAGACAGUGGCAAAAUAGGCAUUGUCUGUGAAUCUAGCUCUGAAGCUCUAGUUGCAAAAUCAGCUGAUGUUUGGAUAUGCUACAGUCAUUUUCCUGUGAAUUGUAUGCUGUUUAAAUAAGGUCAUUAUUUAUCAGACACUAAUCUGAAGUAAUUUCUGCACAGCUUUUUCUUAUUCAGGCUGCAAUCAUUUCUAUAUUUCACUUUUUUUAACAGACAUUUCUGUGCAGUUUUAGAACUGCACAAUGUUUAGAAAAUCUGUCAGAGUUUGUACUUGUCCUCCUGUUGUUUCUGUGUUAACUGAGUCACUCGAACUCGGCAGGAGUUCAGACAGCCAGCUUUUAUCAGACAUAAAGCAUUUUUUGUUUUUUAAUGAUUCUCUGGGCUUGUGCUUUGGGUUUGCUGAAGUGCUUUUGUUUAAAAUAAUGCAUCAACCAAGUCGUACAUCAGCUCCGAAAUCACAAUAGUGAAUUUAGCAGCCAAACUCAACUUAGCUGUUGAACAGGAAUUGGCCAAAAAUACAUGUGACCUCUAACCUGUAGUGUGAAGGUUUAGUGUAGUUUCACUUACAGCCACAUGGAGGCGCUAGAUACUGUUACUGUCCCAGUCAUGUGUUUUUGUCUCCUUGACAAUUAUCGACUGUUUGACAAUAGUCACAAAGCCAUUCUCAACAUUGGUUGCAUAAAUGUGAACGUGUUAAAGAUCAUACAACUGAAAUAUGCUGCUGCACCAGAGUUUUGUAAUGUUUCCAAUAAAAUCAAAUGAAAACCUGAA